Messenger RNA from Lynx canadensis (Canada lynx), 1969 nucleotides. It is a transcript of the gene NAA80, whose product is annotated as N-alpha-acetyltransferase 80, NatH catalytic subunit. Gene Ontology annotation, molecular function: N-acetyltransferase activity; acetyl-CoA binding. Gene Ontology annotation, cellular component: cytoplasm. NCBI's taxonomy places the organism in Eukaryota, Metazoa, Chordata, Mammalia, Carnivora, Felidae. Gene Ontology annotation, biological process: protein acetylation. The record is from RefSeq and is a predicted model, not a curated record.
GGGGGCAUGGGCUCUGUGCUCCAGGCAGGAAAGGCAGUUCAGUGAGGGGAAAACUGAUCCUAACGGGUGGGUGAUGGGUACCCCAGGAUUGGUCAGGUGACAGGCAUGGCCCAAGUGGUCAGAAAGGCUGGAACCUAAAGUGUAAAGAGAAGGAAAGGGCAGGGGAGUUCCUGGGGACAGCCAGAGGGAGUUUUGGGUGGGUUUAAGUAGGGGGUCAUGGUGCCUAGUCUGCAUGUUCUGUCUGAUGGCCAGCCAACCAUGAUGGUGUAGGCUAGGUCCCCUGUUCUGGGGAGGCCAGAGUUGUAGCCAGAGAAAGUGGGGCCAUGACUCUUGGGUUCUGCCCCAGCCUUUAGCCUUCAGCUUUCCUCCAAUGUGGGGCAGGACACCCUGGAACCAUUACCUCUACUGUCACCUGAGUGAGUCACCUGAGUCAGGUAUAAGGGAUGGUCUCCAGGUGACCUGUGCCAUCAGGUGAGUAUGGGACAGAGACAAGGUGUAGCUUACCAGUUCCAGGAUGCAUGGCUCCCCUAGCACUCUAUCAGCCCCUCCCUGCCCCAACACUGUCCUCCUUCCUGGCACAGCCUAGCAUGGCUGUUGUCUACAGGAGGAGCAUCCUUGUGGUCUGAGGAGAUAACCAUUGUCUGGAGACCAUGCUCUUAAUCCCCAGCCUGGCACUGAGCCACCUGCAACCCAGCAGGAAAUGACCAUGGCUCCCAGCCUGACUUAGCUGAGCCUGGAUCCUACAUGUAGGGAAGAGCUGACUCUGAGCCCUGGCUCAUCAAAGCUGACUCCUACCCUAGACCCUACACACCAGAUAGAGUUGAUCCUGAGUACCAGCCCAGCCAAGCUGACUCUGGAUCCUGCAUGCCAGUCAGAGUUGACCCUGAGAUCCAACUGGCCACGCUGACCCUGGAUCCUGCACACCAGCCAGAGCUGACCCUGAGCCCCAGGCUAGCUGAGCUGACCCUGGGUUCUGCAUGCCAUCCAGAGAUGACCCUCAGUCCUGGCUCGACUGAGCUGACCCUGGAUCCCGCACACCAGCCAGAGGAGACCUCAGCCCCCAACCUGGCUGAACUGACCCUGGAGCCUGUGCACUGCCGACCUGAGCUCCUGGAUGCCUGUGCCGACCUCAUCAAUGAGCAGUGGCCCCGCAGCCGUGCCUCCCGCCUGCAUUCCUUGGGCCAGUCCUCAGACGCCUUCCCCCUCUGCCUGAUGCUGCUGAGCCCCAGCCCCGCACCUGAGGCAGCCCCCAUCGUGGUGGGCCAUGCCCGCUUGUCACGGGUGCUGGACCGGCCCCAGAGCCUCCUAGUGGAGACAGUGGUGGUGGCCCGGGCUCUGAGGGGCCGUGGCUUUGGCCGCCGCCUCAUGGAGGGCCUGGAGGUUUUUGCUCAGGCUCGGGGCUUCCGCCGACUACACCUCACUACCCAUGACCAGCUGCAGUUCUAUGCCCACCUGGGCUACCAGCUGGGUGAGCCUGUGCAGGGCCUAGUCUUCACCAGCCAACGGCUGCCUGCCACCCUGCUCAGGGCCUUCCCCAGAGCCCCCUUUCCCCGGCAACCCUGCAAGGCUUCUAGUCUGACUGCCCAAACUGCCCCAAGAGCCCCCAAGGGGCCAUCAUUGCCGCCACCUCCUCCCCUGCCUGAGCCCUUGACCACCUCACCCCCACCUCCUGCAGGGCCCCCUCCACAAAGCCUGCUGGAGACACAAUACCAAGACCUGAGAGGAUGUCCCAUAUUCUGGAUGGAAAAAGACAUCUGAGGGCUACCCAGGACAAGGCACUGUCCUUCAGGGUUGAUGGACUGCCUAGGACAGUCUGGGCCUCAGCCCAUUGGCCAUACCAUAGUCCCUAGACCCUGGGAGCAGCUUUAGCCUGGCCAUGUUUCCUGAGUACCAGUGGGGCCAGUAGAUGGCUUCAUGGCUGUGGCUCAGAGCUGUCAGUGUGGCUGAAUAAAGGCUUCUGUUGGAUGUG